GUACACGUCGUGAAAAGAGUAAUCGGAAUGUAUCUAUUAAUCUAACGCAAGAGGAACGUGCAGAAGUAAAUGAAUGGAGACGUGUCCAUAUUGCACAGGUUCGCGCUGCACAGUUACCACCUAAAUUCGACCCGUAAAGUUGAAUCGCGCUGCUUUUGAAUAUGAUUGCGCAAUAGCCUACCAAGAUCUUUGCUGCGUUGAUAUCUGUUUAUUGUCUGUAGUAUACCAGCAUUGCAAUGCAUUGAGGUUUCAAUCGGAAACCCCCGGCAUAUGCUGCGCUGGUGGAAAGGUAAAAUUUCCCGCUUUGACUCAUCCGCCACAGCCAUUGUAUUCGCUUCUCUAUGGAAAUACAAACAACGGAUGCUUUUAAAUGGCGUCAUUUGGAGCAAAAUUUGUUGAUCAACCAGGAUACAAUCCGAGUUAUAAGCCAACACCAACGCAUACGUCUUCAUUGGGCCCAACGAAACGCAAAAUAAGAUUUAUGGCGGAGUGCAAGCCAAAGGAUAUGCUUGCUGGGCGCCUUGAAAAUGUUACACAGACGAUAUCGAAGAUACUUCAGGGAUACGACAUCCGCCUGAGGCCUAACUUUGGAGGAGAUCCACUACACGUUGGAAUGGAUUUGACCAUAGCAAGCUUCGACGCCAUAUCAGAAGUUAAUAUGGAUUAUACAAUAACAAUGUACUUGAAUCAGUAUUGGCGCGACGAGCGUCUGGCGUUCAAUAUAUUCGGGCCGUAUUAUAAUGGCGAUGCAGAUGAUGAUGGGGUCAAUGAUGUUCUGACUUUAUCGGGUGACUUUGCUGAGAAAAUAUGGGUACCUGAUACAUUUUUCGCAAAUGACAAAAACAGCUUUUUACAUGAUGUAACCGAGAGAAACAAGCUGGUGCGCCUUGGCGGCGAUGGCGCUGUUACUUAUGGUAUGCGGUUUACCACAACCCUUGCUUGUAUGAUGGAUUUGCAUUACUACCCACUGGACUCACAAAACUGCACCGUGGAAAUUGAAAGCUAUGGAUAUACGGUCAGCGAUGUGGUCAUGUACUGGAAACCAACACCAGUGCGAGGUGUGGAAGACGCAGAACUGCCUCAGUUCACUAUUAUUGGCUAUGAAACAAAUGAUCGUAAAGAGCGACUCGCCACUGGAGUAUAUCAGCGCCUCUCCCUUUCGUUCAAAUUGCAGCGAAAUAUCGGUUAUUUUGUGUUUCAGACUUAUCUUCCUAGCAUACUAAUCGUAAUGCUGUCAUGGGUUUCAUUUUGGAUUAACCACGAGGCGACAAGUGCAAGGGUUGCUUUGGGAAUCACUACGGUGCUGACUAUGACAACGAUCAGCACUGGCGUUCGUAGUUCAUUGCCUCGAAUAUCUUAUGUAAAGGCUAUUGACAUCUAUCUAGUAAUGUGUUUCGUAUUCGUCUUUGCCGCGCUUCUUGAAUACGCGGCCGUCAACUAUACUUACUGGGGCAAACGAGCAAAAAAAAAGAUUAAGAAACUCAAGGACUGUGAUCGACAAAAGAUAGGUAAAAACGACAGAUGUGUAACGUGUUCAACGACAGAAGAUAUAAUUGAGCUUCAGGACGUACGAAUGAGUCCCAUCCCUUCGUUACGGAAAGGUAAUUAUAAUGCGACACUUGGCUCUAUUGGCACUGAGACCUUAAACUUAGCCAAGUUUCCGCCAAGUUUUCGAAUUACUCGCAACUAUGGCACUGGACGUAACCAACUGCGACAUCGUUCACAGAGAGGAAUUUCAACUCGACCCCGAAUGUUGCAUGCAAUAAAAAAAAGUGCAUCUGCCAUCAAAGCCACAAUACCGAGGAUCAAAGACGUGAACAUAAUUGACAAGUACUCGAGAAUGAUAUUUCCUAUAAGUUUUCUUGCAUUCAAUCUUGGAUAUUGGUUAUUUUACAUCUUGGAAUAAUAAAGUGUCGGCGAUAGCACUAC
This is a messenger RNA of Drosophila obscura, 1929 nucleotides long. RefSeq names its product gamma-aminobutyric acid receptor subunit beta-like (gene Lcch3). NCBI's taxonomy places the organism in Eukaryota, Metazoa, Arthropoda, Insecta, Diptera, Drosophilidae. Gene Ontology annotation, biological process: chemical synaptic transmission; nervous system process; regulation of membrane potential. Gene Ontology annotation, cellular component: neuron projection; membrane; GABA-A receptor complex. Gene Ontology annotation, molecular function: neurotransmitter receptor activity; GABA-A receptor activity; extracellular ligand-gated monoatomic ion channel activity. The transcript is spliced from 8 exons. The record is from RefSeq and is a predicted model, not a curated record. Bases 371 to 1906 code for a protein of 511 amino acids.